Zea mays is the source of this 552-nucleotide messenger RNA. RefSeq lists its product as uncharacterized. The transcript is spliced from 5 exons. Bases 1 to 552 code for a protein of 183 amino acids. The record is from RefSeq and is a predicted model, not a curated record. NCBI's taxonomy places the organism in Eukaryota, Viridiplantae, Streptophyta, Magnoliopsida, Poales, Poaceae.
AUGGCAUGCCAGGCACAAUGUGAGUGCCCGUGUGUUGCAACGGGCCUCUACAUUGUAACCUUCAAAUACAAGGAUUUUCCACUUGCAACGGGGUCAGAAGUUCCAAUGUCUAGGAACAAUUCAGAAGAGUUUUCCACGGUUGCAACUGUGAUCAUGGUUCUAGGUAGUAGUAGCAGAGACGAGACGUCCUUUGAAGCCACCCCCUGGUUGGAAUCAGACUGCGAAGAUGAUUUCUACAGCGUCAACGAAGAUCUGACGCCUGCGGGAUCGUUCGCAUCCCGAACCAGCGGCCGGAACACUCCGCCACCUAGACCCCGCGAUCUACCGACGCUGGCGGUGAUCCUGAAGGCCGAACCCCUGAAGCCGCCGCCGCCGCAAAGGAGGCUGGGCGACCUCCUGCGAGAGGCGCAAGACGACGACAAUGACAAUGACACCGCCGUCGACGGCCUCUCCAGAGACGACUCCUUGCGCAUGGGCGCGGAGGCCAACCGGUGCUGCGUGCCGCGGCUCGCGUGGGCCAUUAGCUGCAACGGGAGGACACAACGCAAGUGA